GACAACGAGACAUUGAUUUCAAGAUAGGAAAGUUAACACCGGCAACGUGGCAAAGACUUAAGAUGUUUGCAUAUCGCUGGCCGGCUUUCAACUGAAGAAAGGUUAUUAUGUAUACAAUAAUAUGCAAAUUAAAAAAAAAACACGCUAAACACCAUUUUCUGUGGAGGAUGUGAACCGAUUUCUACUGGAGUUGAUGAAUUAUAUUUGGUCUGAUAUAUACAUGGAUGUAUAUUCUAUUGUAAGAUAAUGUGUUAUUAUUUCGGGUAUUUAUAACACGAAUCUCACUGUGAGAACACACAAAUUAUGGAACCCGUCGAGAAAGAUCGACGCAUACUCGGGAAUCCGCCGACCUACGGCAGGUUCCGAAGAAGCCUCAUCGGAGUUCUUGUGCUCUUUGGAAUCGGCAAUGUUAUUCUUGUCGUUUUGUACCCACAAAUCUAUAGCGGGGAUCUUUUGGGAAAACUAAACCCUACCGCGAGUAAAAAUUAUAGUGAUAAAGGAAUUGAAAAAAUUGCUGAAGUAAAACAUAGAAUAUUUAGUUUUGAAAACAAGGAUACUUCGAAGGUAAUAGAUCUUGCCGAAAGCGAGAAAAAGAUUUCAAACCAGAGAACUCCAAAUGAAAUUUCCGAGGCAACAAACAGUGAAGAUGUCGAGGAUCUGUUGGACUUUUCAAGUACGAAGAACCUAAAAAAUCUAACAACGAAGGAUUCACAACAUGUGAAUAACGACACUCCCAGUAGCUUGAAGACUGAAGCUCCUAAACCAUCGCAACCCGUCACAAAGAGAGACGCUUUAAAAUCACCGACGAAAUCUACGGUAACUCAAAACUCGAGCAAGCGGUUAAAUACGAAUGCACUAACGGAAUCACACCGAAUGAUCAAUGUCACAUCAAAAUUUCAAAACAAUAAUGCCAGUAUUUCCGGGCAAACUUCGACGGAUCAGAAAGAAGUGACUUCAAAAAAGAUCGAAUCUUUCAAACCGCGUGUUCCAACAAAACAACCUGGACAGAAAAUUCCUACAAAUGCUUUCAAUAUUUCGAAGAAAACAACCUCGUUCCAACCAAGGGCGGUCGAAGAGCCUCACUGUAAGCCGCACAUUUUGUCGGCAGCAGCCAUCGAAUACACGACAAGAAAGUACGCAAUUCGACCGGAGGUUUUGCAAUGCAAGGACCAAAAAGCGCCGCCGUAUGAGCUCUGUGUGGUUAACGAAACGAAAACGAACGACUCGUUCACGGAUUUCAUAAUAAAAUGUGAUUUUUCUGUCUGUGACAGAACCAAACCGAUGUCGAUUGAGUACAUGGACUAUCGAGACGGUCUCAUGAAAAAACAAGAUAUUCCAACAACGUUAAAAGGUGGGGAAAUUGAGAAAAUGGUGGCGAAGCUUGCUAAGGAUGUGAGAAAACACGAUUUGCCAUUUUUGUUCGUGAAUUGUAGCGGGAAAUUAACAAAUGUUGUUGUUGCUCAAAUAUUGACUUUUCUACCAUCAAUGCCCGUCCUGAAAGAUGUUAAAACGCGUAAUAAAAUCAAUAUAAAUAUAUUCCUCGUCGAUUCUGUUUCGAGGAAACAUUUCUAUCGAUCUUUUCCCAAAACUACGAAGUAUUUAGAGGAGACAGCGAAGGAAUCCGACUUUCCCGCACAUAUUUUCAACUUUGAACUCUUCCAAGCGGUACACGGUCAUACAAACGAGAACGAACGAGCGCUGUUCAAUGGUAGCAUUCUGCACAGACGCGGUACAGCCAGAGACAGGACGCCUGUCAAUUUGGAACCGCUUUACGGUGUGUUCAAGAAAGCUGGGUUUCAAACAAUGUUUCUGGAUGAUCUUUGUUGGCGGGCGAUCUGGGGCAUCAUGGAUAAAUACAAGGUUUCAAAUUGGAAUGUACUUCAAGAUAAACUUCGAGUUUCAAGCAUCGAUACAAGGGGCAUCUCAGAAUCCUCUUGUAUGAUCUUAAAACGGAACAAAAUGAAAUUACCUUUCUACGCGAAACCCAAACACCAGAUAUGCUUCAACGGCCGCCAUCAGCACGAGUAUGUCCUCGAAUAUCUCACGAAGUAUCUCGAUGCCAUUCGUUCCACUCCCCAAAGCAAACCGCUCUUCUCGUACACGUCAACGCACGUCUCCCAUGACGACGGUGGCAUUCGAGUCCAGACCCUAGACGCCCAUCUCAAAGAUUUCAUCCACCAAAUGACCGCAAGGACGAACACCCUGAGUAUAGUUUUCGCGGAUCACGGAAACACGUACACAGGAUAUCAGGCAAUGGCCGACGGAAAACAAGAGAUGUUUCAUCCGUUUAUGUUGAUGGUCGUGCCGAAGGCUUUGGGGAAACGAUUUGGCGGAGAAGUUUUGAGAAAUUUAUACGAGAAUAAGAAGCGGCUGUUUAAUUUGUUUGAUCUACGAGCUGGUCUGGUGGAACUUUCAAGCUACAACGGAGAAUCGCCACUGAAACCAACAGGAAUUUUUGGCAAAAUAGCGCCGAAUCGAACGUGCGAAGAGCUUCUCAUAACAGCAGACAGUAAAUGUAUUUGUCAAGGCUGGGAGGCAGCCGUACCGACCACCAAGGAUCAUCUCGUUUUUGCUGAAUUCGCGAUCGGCGAAAUAAACAACAAAAUAAAAGAUUCGCUCCUGAAGAUGAGAGCGAAAGGUGUGCCGUUCACCAAGACUGGCGUUUUGUUCGGCGCGUGUCAACGAUUGCGUGUUCAAAAAAUCACAAACGUGAAAACGCGGAAAACGAAAGACGGAAUGAAGACAAUAACGAUCGACGUUCGACUACAAUCGAGCAAUCUUCUUGACCAAGAGGAAUUGAUAACUGUCCAGGUGGCCCACAAAGAAAACAACGCUGGCUCAUACGAGAUGUCCUUGGUUUCAAAAAACAGAGUUUCAACUUAUGGACCUUACAGGACAUGUAAGGACGAAAGCGUCGACGUCAAGACAUGUAUAUGCAACGACCCCAAAGAUCCCAAACCUCCGACCGCACUCGAAGAUGUUGUCGGAAAGAACUCGAAAAUCACGAAGUUGGAUCGAUGCCUUUACAAAAUACUUCGAACAUACAACGGUAGUAAAAACGAACCUUUAGUAAAAGUUUACGAGCUCGUAAACGUUUGUAGAGACGAGGAAUUCAAAGUAACAUUAGACGUUUUGCCUGGAAAGGCGAUAUUUUCAACAAAAACGCCAAUUUCCGUCACGUUACGACCACAGACGAUACAAUUCGUCGCGAGUGCGCGAAUAAUAGGAAAGACGAAGAGCGACGAAACGAAUAUUAUAUGGAAUGUAGAAUCUAAAAAAUCUGCAUAGGAAAAUUAGAAUUGCUAUAAAAUUUCUAUUUUGAACAAGAGUUCGUGUUUAUA
Dendronephthya gigantea is the source of this 3341-nucleotide messenger RNA. RefSeq lists its product as uncharacterized. The record is from RefSeq and is a predicted model, not a curated record. The transcript is spliced from 5 exons. The coding region runs from base 304 to 3288 and encodes 994 amino acids. Lineage: Eukaryota; Metazoa; Cnidaria; Anthozoa; Malacalcyonacea; Nephtheidae.